Molecule: messenger RNA, 795 nt
Organism: Penicillium maclennaniae
Lineage: Eukaryota; Fungi; Ascomycota; Eurotiomycetes; Eurotiales; Aspergillaceae
Product: glutathione S-transferase family protein
Exons: 2
Coding region: 1-795 (264 amino acids)
Source: RefSeq, a predicted model, not a curated record
AUGGCCAACUCCGAGCCCGUCCAUUUCUUCGACAUUACCUCCACUCUCCCAGGAGCAUCAAAAUCAUGGUCUCCAAACACCCUUAAAGUCCGAGCAGUGCUCAACUUCAAGGGCAUCCCUUAUACCCAGAGCUGGAUCUCCUACCCAGACAUUAAGCCCCUAAUCACCGGCCUCGACCUACCCCCAAAUAAAGAGGGGAUCCCAUACACCCUCCCCGCCAUUAUCCACAGUUCAGUCACCAACCCCAACGGCGCAUUGAUGGACUCUCUUCCCAUCGUUGAACAUCUCGACAAAGUAUUUCCCUCGCGGCCAUUGUUUCCCUCCGGCGACGCGAGCUACGCGUUGUUUAUUGCCGUGAGAAAGAUCGCGAGUUUAAUGGGGCCUGUUAUUUCUGCGAGAAUUAUCCCGCGCGUUCCAGAUGGCCUGGACCCAAGAGGACAAGAGUGUUUUAUCCGCACGCGCACAGAGUGGUACGGGAAGCCUUUAGCGGAGGUGCUGCCUACCGACCAGGAGAAGAUUAAUGAAUUGUGGACGCUUGUGGAGAAGCAGUCUCGUGCGCUAAUAGAGAUGUUGCAUGGUCGGGAAGGCAAAAAGGGCCCUUUCUUUGAGGGGGAGACUCCUGGAUUCGCGGAUCUGUUUUUGGCGUGUCAGGUCGCUUUUAUGGAGCGAUUUGAUAAAGAACUUUUUAACAAGCUCGUCGACCUGGGCAAUGGGGAGAUUAGAGCCUUGUAUGAGGCUUGUUUGCCUUGGUUGGAAGGGCAGGGAGAGGAGAAGGAGUGGCCUAUUGCUCUGUAA